Puma concolor (puma) is the source of this 1815-nucleotide messenger RNA. The record is from RefSeq and is a predicted model, not a curated record. NCBI's taxonomy places the organism in Eukaryota, Metazoa, Chordata, Mammalia, Carnivora, Felidae.
AUGGCCUCCUACUCUGGGGAGCCAGGGCUCCUGUCCUGUGGGUCCUGUGACAUGGUUUUCCGCUCCUGGGCCCUGCUGGCUACCCACACUCAGCGCUUCUGCAUUGGCCAUCUGACCCGAGAGGUAACACCUGGUGCACACCCCUCAACAGGCCGCCUCUGGCCAAACCGGGCGGGUAUUCAAACAACUCUUUGAGGAUUUCUCAUCCCACACCCUCGCCAGGUUGUGCCACAAGGACAACAGGGCAUCUCAGACCAAGAGGCCAGCAAAUUGGCUCUGAAGAAGCUAACGGAGGAGGUGCAGCGGCUGCGGCUGUACCUACAGGAAAUGCAACCCUGGAUAACAGAGGUCCCCCGAAGAUCAGAAGGGCUCCGAAGACGUUGUGAGGCGCUGACUCAGGGCCCCACCCCAGAAGCUGCUGGAAGCCCGGGAGAGAGGCUUUGGGCAUUGCAAAGGACUCGCGCAAAGCGGAUGGUGGAGACGAAGGCACAGAGCCUUGCCCUGGAGCGACGCAACGAGGAACUGAGCCAACGCCUCCAAGGUUUGGCCCAGACCCGGGGCGGAAUAUCACGCCUUAUCGGCCUGGAGCGGGAGCUUCGAGAACUCAGGGCAGAAGGCCGGCGAACGCGGGGAGCUCUAGAAGUGCUAGGGGCGCACGUUCAACAGCUACAGCCAGAGUCCGGGACCGGGCUCAACCCCUUGCGACAGGCAGAACUCUGUUGUCCGGUACUACAGGCCAACCCAGGGACUCUGGCUGCCGAGAUCGGGGCCCUGCGUGAGGCCUAUGUUCGAGGCGGGGGCCGGGACCCCGGCGUUUUGGGCCAGAUAUGUCAGUUGCAAGUGGAGGCCUCAACACUGGAGCUGCAGCGGUUGCGGACUCGCAGGGGAAGGAAGGCAGAUGCCACACUGGGGGAGCUUCUAGUAGUGGAAGCUGAAAACCGGCGCCUGGAGGCAGAAAUCCUGGCCUUGCAGAUGCAGAGAGGCGCAGGCCCUGCGUCCUGGCUUCAGCGACCGCUGCCUCCUGGAACCAUGACCAGAAACCUAGGCCUGGAUGCACACUUCCUCCUGCCCACUUCUGACGUUCUGGGCCCUGCACCCUACGACCCUGGGGCUGGUCUGGUCAUUUUCUAUGACUUCCUUCGGGGACUUGAGGCUUCUUGGAUUUGGGUACAACUACUGACCGGUUUGACCCGAGAUGGACAGGAUACAGGAGGGGUCACAGCAUUGCCCCCAGCCCUUUGCUUGCCCCCACCUCCAGCUCCUGGGCCCAUGGGCAACUGUGCCAUCCUUGCCAGCAGGCAGCCUGUACCCAGACUGCCACCUUCACCAUCAGUAUCCUUGGUCUGUGAGCUACAGGCCUGGCAGGGGCUGGCAUGGGCUACAGCACCACAGCCAAAGGCUUGGGCCUCACUGGUGUUAUUUGACCGGGAUCAAAGAGUGCUAAGUGGUCACUGGCGUAUUCCACUUCGGGCCCUUCCUCUGGACCCCAGCCUUAGCCUUGGGCAGCUGAAUUGGAUUCCCCAGGUAGGUCAGGCUGAGCUCUUUCUGCGACUGGUUAAUGCAAGAGAUGCAGGUGUCCAGACACUGGCAGAGAUCAAUCCAGCAAGUGCCCAGGAAUACCAGUACCCACCUCUGAUGUCCAGUUCGCCUUCACUGGAAGCCAGCUCCCUUGCCCCAAAAGCUGGCUUUGUUGAUCCCCCUCCUCCCACAGAAGAGCCCCUCAGAGUCAAGGUUUGAGACGAGGGUUUGGGCCCUCAUCACAGCUUUGACUUACUCCCUCUGGCUUUGAGUCUAGGAAAAUAUGGGCAGGAGUAG